Messenger RNA from Lycium barbarum (goji berry), 2673 nucleotides. RefSeq lists its product as uncharacterized. Gene Ontology annotation, molecular function: nucleic acid binding. The coding region runs from base 1 to 2673 and encodes 890 amino acids. NCBI's taxonomy places the organism in Eukaryota, Viridiplantae, Streptophyta, Magnoliopsida, Solanales, Solanaceae. The transcript has 4 exons. Gene Ontology annotation, biological process: DNA integration. The record is from RefSeq and is a predicted model, not a curated record.
AUGACUCUUGUAACUACUCCAUUCAAUGGGACUGGUUAUGGGAGUUGGAGGAGAGGAAUGUUAAUUUCCUUAUCUACUAAAAGAAAGUUAGGUUUUAUAAAUGAAAAAGUAGUUAAACCUGUUGAGACUGACCCUACUUAUGAUAAUUGGGUGAUGUGUAAUGACAUGGUAAUUGCAUGGAUUCUUAAUAGUCUAGAUAAAGAAAUUGCUGAAACUGUGAUUCACACUGAGACUGCUGGAGGUAUAUGGAAAGAAAUUGAAAAGAGGUAUGGUCAGGCUAGUGGAACUAAAGUGUUUCAAUUACUUAAAGAUAUAUCUUCUAUCUCUCAAGUAUCAUCUAGCAUAGCCUCUUAUUUUAACAGAAAUAAGAAAAUGUGGGAUGAGUUGACUAUCUCUAUUAUAUAUCCACCUUGCACCUGUGACUGCAAGGAAGAAUGGGUUAAGCUAGAAGAAGAGCAAAGAGUUCAUCAGUUCCUUGCUGGGUUGAAUGAGUCUUACGGUGGUAUUAGGAUAAAUAUUUUGAUGAUAAAGCCACUUUCUGAUUUAGAUAGUGUGUACUCCAUGCUCAUCCAUGAUGAACAACAGUCUGAACUUCAGGCUUCCUUACCUUCCUUUGCUUCUGAGUCUGCUUCUUUCUCUGUUAGGGCCCAAAGAUACCCCCAAAAGGUUAACUUUGAUAAACGACCAAACUUUCCCACAAACAACAUGUCCAACAAUAAUUCUGCUUUGUUAUGUAAAUAUUGCAAGAAAUCAGGACACCUUAUUGGAAAAUGUUUCAAACUCCAUGGUUAUCCACCUGAUUAUCAAUUCUCCAAAGGCAAGAAGGGUUCUGCUGCUUGUGUUCAAGGCAUAGAAUCCUCCUCUCCUGUUAGUUCCUCUAGUUCUAGUCAAAAUAUGCCUACUCCAAAGUCAGAGGAUCUUUUCCAUGGGUUCAGCAAGGAGCAACAUGAACACCUUAUCACUCUUUUGCAUCAGCAUAAGUUGCAGGACACUGGUCUCUGUGCCUCUGCUAACUUUGCAGGUGUGACUCCUAUAACUACUCCUGCUGCUUAUAAUAUUUGUUGCUUCUUUGCAUGUCAUCUUUCUCAAAUGUAUGAUAACCCUUGGAUUUUAGACUCUGGAGCAACCAAUCAUAUGACUCCUCACAAAAAUCUUCUUAUCAACAUCAAACCCCUUACUAUGCCUUAUCUCAUUUCCUUACCUAAUGGAUACAAAGUAAAGGUUACAUGUACAAGAUCAUUGCCUUUAUAUUUAGAUAUGGGCCAUUCUCUGAAGAGGCCACUGGAAGUUGAUAAACUUUCCAAUGGACUCUAUGUCCUUCAAUUGAAUGGUUCUUCCUCAUGCAAUGCUACUAUCAUCUCUAGUUCUGAUAAUUCUCCUGUUUUUAUUGCAAAUGAUUCUGUUGAUCCUGUUGUUUCUAUUCCUGCUCCUUAUUCUGAUUGUUUGCAUGUAUUUGCUGAUGCUCCUCUGUCUCCUUUCAUUACUUUUGAUGGGCCAAUUAGUGCUGAUUUAGCUUGGCAUCAGAGACUUGGCCAUAUGCCAUUUUCCAAAAUGAAAUCCAUACCACUUCAUGUGUUUAUCCAAGCUGUAAGAUCUGAUAAUGCCUUUGAAUUAAGAUCCAGUAAUGAGGCCAUUCAAUUUUUCUCCACUCAUGGCAUUUUUCAUCAGACUUCCUGCCCCCACACUCCUCAACAAAAUGGAGUGGUGGAAAGGAAGCACAAACACUUACUUGAAACUUCAAGGGCACUUCUUUUCCAGUCUAAACUACCAGUUAAAUAUUGGGGUGAAUGUGUCCUAGCUGCUACUUAUCUUAUUAAUAGGUUCCCCUCCCCACUUCUUCAUCAUAAAACUCCUUUUGAACUAUUGUAUGGUUCUGUUCCUGCUUAUAACCACCUUAAGAGUUUUGGUUGUCUCUGUUUUGCCACUGUUCCAAUCACACAAAGAGACAAAUUUAAAUCUAGAUCCUUGACUUGUGUUUUCAUUGGAUAUUGUCUUGGGAAAAAAGGCUACAAACUCCUCUCCUUAUCAAAUCAUAAAUUUCUCUUUUCAAGAGAUGUUGUUUUUAAUGAAUAUGUGUUCCUCUAUGCCACUCCUCGCUCUGUUCCUCUUUUAUCUUCUACUUCACCCCUACACACUUCUGAUUCUUCUUUUGAUCCACCUCCUAUCAACUCCUCUGAUCCACCUCCUAGAAGAUCUUCUAGGGCUAUUGCUUCACCCACAUAUCUCCAUGAUUAUGUUUGCUUCUUUGUCUCUCCUCUUAAGGCUGGUUCUACAUCUGCUGAAGUGGCCCUGCUAGAACCUCAAUACUACCAACAAGCUUUUGGUCACCCUGCUUGGCAGGCUGCUAUGUUAAAAGAAUUCCAAGCCCUUGAGUCCAAUCACACUUGGGACAUUGUCCCUUUACCUUCUGGAAAAAGAGUCAUUCCAUCUAAAUGGGUGUAUAAGAUUAAACAAAGGGUUGAUGGUUCUAUAGAAAGGUAUAAAGCUAGGUUGGUAAUUCGUGGGGACAGCCAACAGGAGGGGGUGGAUUAUAAUGAAACCUUUUCUCUUGUUGUCAAGAUGACUACAAUUAAGUGUUUGUUGGUUGUUGCUGUUAAGAAGAAUUGGAAAGUUUUUCAACUUGAUGUCAAUAAUCCUUCCUCCAUGGUGAUCUCCUGGAGGAAGUAUACAUGA